AUGCCCGAUAUCGAUGCCCUCGAUGUCAUCAACGGUAGUGGUAGUAGUAGUAGUAGUAGUAGUAGUACUAAUGAUGAUGUUGUUGUUGUUAGAUACUGCAGUGUUGCAUGUUAUAAAGAGCAUAGUAAUGGUAGAUGCUCACAGGGGUUCUAUCAUGAUGAAGUUAUGUCAUAUACUCAAGUUAAUAAACCAACUGAGGAGGAGAAGAGGAAUGUUGAGAUGAUGAUAUAUGAUAAUAACAACAACUCUGAUGAUAUAUCCUCCACCACCUCCUCCUAUGAUGAUGAUGAUGAUGAUGAUGAGGUAUUGAAUCUAUAUCGUUUAUUGGAUGCCCUAGAUGAUGAUGAUGGACACCAGAAGGAGAAGGAUAUGAUACUUGCACAUCUUGGUGAUUAUCUAUCACAAGAACAAAUAAAUGAUUUCAGAAGUGAACUUAAAUCCGGCAAGCUAUACCAUCAAUUCCUCAAUAAGAACACUGAUGAUGAUGAUGUUAUAGAGGAGUGGUCACCCUGGUGGAAGGAUAAAGUAUUAGCCUCAGAACGUAGCUAUGAGGCUACUGCUAAUAGGAGAUUAAGAAGACAUCUAUGUUGUGAUGGUACUAUUGGUACAUUAACUCUAGUAGUAAAGGAAGAUAUCAUUGUAUACAGGAUAUGUUCUGUAUUAUAUGGAUAUACUAAGCUUGUUAGACAAGAGGAUAAUCAUCUUAAUUGCAUCGAUUACGACAAUCUACGCCAAAUGGCUAUCACCAACAUGUAUAAUGAUCCACAGGCUUGGCAGGAUGUAUCGGAUAUAUUAGAUAAUGAGAGAUCUUAUCAAUUACUCAUGUCUAUACUAUAUGAGAUAAGGACUAUGUUGGUAUCAAGUGGUAUACAGUCAAAGAAGGAGAUUAUGGCACUACGACUAUUGGAGAGUUACAC
Perkinsus marinus ATCC 50983 is the source of this 917-nucleotide messenger RNA. RefSeq lists its product as hypothetical. The annotation marks the transcript as partial. NCBI's taxonomy places the organism in Eukaryota, Perkinsozoa, Perkinsida, Perkinsidae. The record is from RefSeq and is a predicted model, not a curated record. The transcript has 6 exons.